ACACCAACUGACGCGGUAACCAUGGCAGCUGCCAUUCUCGGGACAGCAAUGACAUCAAUACAGGACGAAAUAUUCAACAGCGUCCUCUCAGGAGACGUAGAAGACUUGCAGCAGGUUCUGGAAAGUUACGAUGCUGCCGAAGAGUCAGAGGAGAUCAAUUUGUUUGGAAAAGUGGACGAGAUGGGAAGAAAUGCCCUUUUAGUCGCUUCCAUGCUCGGAAAGAGCAGCGUUGUCCGUGAACUGGUGAAACAUGGCGCCAAGUUGGACGAGCAAACCGUCAGAGGAGCUGACUUAAAGGCCAAGACCUUCAGAGAGGAGACACCUCUGGACCUGGCCAAGAGAUACUCCCAGACAGACUGCGUUGACCAUCUCACACAGGCUGAAAAGGAACUGGAAGAUCUUAUCGCUGCCGCAAAUGAUCCUACAGGCACAAAGGAGACUGAUGCAGCAAGUCACCUCACCCCAAGAUUAAAGCAAAGGAAAAGCACAGCUAAACGCUAAGUUUAGCUCCUAAUUUUAAGAACAUUAAUUAUAAACACAGUAAAAUAUUGGCAUCUAUCCAUCCAUUGUCUAUACCUGCUUGCCCCUGCAUAGUCACAGUGGGAGCUCCUAGCUCCAGUGGUCAUUGGGUAAGAGGCGGAGUACACCCUGGACAGGCUGUCAGUCCAUCACAGAGCAAUACAGAAGAAACAGCGCAGGGACAUUUUAGAGAGAGCAACUAAUCUAACAGUCGUGUUUGUGGACUGUAGGAAAAAGCUUGAGUACCAUGAGUACA
Molecule: messenger RNA, 775 nt
Organism: Xiphophorus couchianus (Monterrey platyfish)
Lineage: Eukaryota; Metazoa; Chordata; Actinopteri; Cyprinodontiformes; Poeciliidae
Product: ankyrin repeat domain-containing protein 45
Exons: 4
Coding region: 22-501 (159 amino acids)
Molecular function (GO): protein binding
Source: RefSeq, a predicted model, not a curated record